Molecule: messenger RNA, 664 nt
Organism: Anneissia japonica
Lineage: Eukaryota; Metazoa; Echinodermata; Crinoidea; Comatulida; Comatulidae
Product: multiple epidermal growth factor-like domains protein 8
Exons: 4
Coding region: 18-662 (214 amino acids)
Molecular function (GO): protein binding
Source: RefSeq, a predicted model, not a curated record
UUUGUUUAGGUUUUGAUAUGGAUAGAGAACUAGAUGACAUUGUAAUAUUUAACUUCACCUCCAGUGAAUGGCAAGUGAUAAAGCCAAACUCAAAAAUCCAACCAGUUGGGCGACGUUCUCAUUCAGUAGUGUUGUACCAGGAUGAACUAAUCGUCUUUGGAGGUCUGCUAAAUAAUGUUUCAUACUCCAACGAGUUGUGGUCAUUUGACAUAUCAACUUUAGAAUGGCAGCUGUUGGGAGCAGGAUCUGAUUCUAUUCCAGUCCCAAGAGCUGAUCACUCCGCAUCUAUUGUUGAAUAUUCAGCUCUAUAUAUAUUUGGAGGACAUUCUGUGGGUGAGAACUUUCUUGGGGAUUUGUACAAAUAUGAUCUUGUCCUUCGGAUUGGCUGGACUCUGAUCCAGCCUCUUGGUGGUUUAGAGUAUGAUGUACGCGUUUCAGCCCAUAGCAGUGUUUACCAUUAUGAUUCCAAGUCUCUCAUAAUCUUUGGCGGAUUUCGACCGAAAAGGCUCAAAGUGACAACUAGAACAAAUGAAACAUAUGCUUUUCAUAUUGAAAAAUUAUAUUGGAUGGAAUGGGAAAACAGUGUUAAGAGGGCCCCGCGUGAGCGAGCAUUUCAUACAGCUGUUAUUAUGGGAAAUUACAUGGUAGUGUAUGGUAUGUAAUG